Molecule: messenger RNA, 7728 nt
Organism: Coregonus sp. 'balchen'
Lineage: Eukaryota; Metazoa; Chordata; Actinopteri; Salmoniformes; Salmonidae
Source: the annotation of a GenBank genome assembly
CUUCCCCUGUCUAACCACCAUUCAUGUGUCUCUCUCCUGCUGUGUGUGUGUGUGAGUGUUUCAGUGGAUGAGACACUGGUGAGACUGGUGAAUGGAUCAGGCCCUCACGAGGGGAGAGUGGAGGUGUUCCACGAGAGGCGCUGGGGAACAGUGUGUGACGACGUCUGGGACAAGAAGGACGGCGACGUGGUCUGCAGGAUGCUUGGCUACACAGGAGCCUUCGAGAUCCAUAAAACAGGCCGGUUUGGACAAGGUAACCCAGCUAGCACUUUUGGUUCCUUGGAAGUUGUGGGAAUGUAAGUUUUUGGUUUCCCAUUAGUUCUGGGAACAAAGCAAUAAGUUUCCUGAAUGGUAAAACUGAAGGUUUUUAAACGUUCUGAGAACAGAAGUGAACAUUUUGCCUGUUCCUGGAACGUUAAUUUUUAGGUUGCAGGGAGGUUCUGAGAACAUUUUACUAUGGUUCCAUGAAAGUUUUCCUCUGAGGUUUUAUUAACGUUCUGCGAUAGUAAAUUAUAGGUUAUAUUGAGGUUUUUUAAUAACUUCCUUAAAACUUUCACUGAAUGUUUCAAUAAGACUUUUAAUAACACUGCUAGAUAGUUUGGGUUAACUGUUUUGAACUCCAAGCACAGAUAGCACACAUGGAAAUUAAUUUGCUUAGGCAUUAAUUAAUCAUGCAAACACAUUUCUUUUUUAUUGUGGCCCGGCAUCAGUGAGAUUCAAACCUAUGAUCUUCUGUUCGCUAACAUGGAUUGUAACCAAAAUAAUUUUCCCAUACGUUCAUUCACAGACCAUUAGUCUUUUUGUUGCGUUCACGGUUCGACCUGCAAAAUAAAUCAGAACGGACUGGUUUGGUGUGUUACAGUGGGGACCAUGAAUAGGAUUCAGUUGGUGAUUGGGGCACCAAGUGAACUUUGAAGCUCUCAAAGGACACUACGGGUAGCCCCGGGUCGAAGAAUGGUGAUGCGGCGCUGCUCAGUCCUCUUUUUUUUCCUGGUUAGUUCAACAAUCAAUCCUGUGUCUUGGGUCCCUUGCAUGUUUGAUCUGAUGCAGGACUGAUGAAAUCUCUUUUUUAGUUCUGAGGGGAAUGGUGUCAUUACGCUCGGGUUUAAAUACGUUCACCCAAUCAGUGCCGAUAGAGCAGCUCUGCUAUGGGGAGCGGAGCAAGCUAAAGCUUGCUAUGGACGGCAGCUAUAGAACGUAACAAUGUUAUUAACUGGUUACCAUGCUUUUAAAAUAAUGGUUCUGUUCUGGAACAGUAGAGAUCACUUUCGUUUCCAUUUCUGAUUCUGUUCCUCCAAUUUGUUUUAGUUUUUUCGGGUAAUCGGUUCUGUUCCCAGAAACGAUUCCAACCCCUGGCUAGCAUGCCAUGUUUUAUUUACUCAUACAAAGCUAUUCAUUUUAGUCUAUUCAAACAGACCCCAUUUCAAAGGAAACAAGCUCUCAUUCAGAUCAGGGUAAUUUAGUGGACCUGAACACACUUAACAAGAUAGAGGAUAGAGAGAGUUUUGUUGACACUGAGAACGGAGUGUAUAUGUUUUUAAAUAACAUUCUUAGAACGUUCUUUGAACGUUACUAAUGUUAUCUUGUGGUUUUUACAUUUUACAGAAAGGUUUUUUAAUGUUCUGAGAACAUGACUUUAAAUAGAACCAUGAGGAAACCUGGUGGAAAUGUUAUGUUGAAGUAUUGAAAUUCCCACAGGAAAACGUUGUUUCUUAAUGUUCUCUGAACUAUUUGAGAACAUUCCCAAUGUCAAGCCAGUUGGAGAACGUUCCUAGAACGUUGCCAAAAAUGUAAUCAAAUGUAAACAUGUUUGAACUUUUAGGAAACGUUCUGUUAAAGUAAUGAAAUACCAAGAAAAUAACGUUAUUUUGUCAAGUUCCUUAAAUGUGCUGAGAAUGUUCCAAAGCCAAGCAACUAUCCUGCACAAUUCCCAGAAAGUUCUGGGAAGGUUGUAUGCAAAAUAACCAUAGGACAACCACACUCUCACCAAGCUCUAAGAAACAUAUGGUUCUCAGAACGUUAUGUGCUAGCUGGGAAGCCACUUUUCAGUUUAUCUCCAUCUAGUUAUAAUAAUAUAAUAAUAAUAUGCCAUUUAGCAGACGCUUUUAUCCAAAGCGACUUACAGUCAUGCGUGCAUAAAUGUUUUUGUGUAUGGGUGGUCCCGGGGAUCGGAACCCACUACCUUUGGCGUUAUAAGCGCCGUGCUCUACCAGCUGAGCUACAGAGGUACAGUACAGACGCUGUGAUAAACUUGUUUCGUGGAGGUAGAUUAUGAUUUUUACCAUUUGUUUUUGUAGUAUUAGAAUACUACUGAGAUUCAUAUAAGUUUAUAUGGAAAAUCAUAGGAGCCAGAUACCAUCAAAAGAGUCCCAGUGGUAAUAUCCAUCUGUUUCCUCUAUGACCUUAUUUCAACAACCAUCAUUACAUCACACACACACACACACACACACACACACACACACACACCUCUGUUAGGUCCAAUCGACAUAUUAUGGUGUAUUAAUAUUAUUUAUUUAUGGGAAAACUAAUUCCAAGAGCCAUGCUUUAAAAUGAAUUAUAAUUCACAUUGGCUUUAUGUUAUUUGAGGACGAAUGAAACAAUUGUAAAUGUGUCUUUCAUAGACCCUAUUUGUGAAGCUACAUUUAGUAAAAUCUUUCCAGUUUCUUUACUCUUGACAAAUAUAUUUGAUGUGAUGUAUCAAUAAUUAAGUUAGAGACGACAUUGUACAUCACUGCAUGGUCAGUCCAAUAAAUAAUUCUGAAAAUAAGUGUUAAGAGCUGGGAUAAACCAGUUUAGGAGGCAUGUCUUGUUAAAAUAAACCCAGCAGUGUUGUGUCAGCCUCUGAACAUCUGUGCUGAGUGUACACUAUACUGGCCCUGGCAAAGUUUCCUUUUCAAGUUUGCUUCAUGUUCAUGCUGCACUCAAGAUGUUUCAGUUAUUCAAUGUAAUGUAGUUGGUUGUGCUUGGACUCUUCUCUUAUGGUGCUAAAUGUGGUAGAAAGACCUUUGAGCAGAACUCUGAUCACACAGACUGUGUUCGCCAACAUUCGAAGGGAAAAUAUUGCUCACACUUAAAGUUCAAAAUGUUUCUGUGAACAAACGGAUAGAAUAGGCCUACGUGGUUGUGGUCCCUUCUCGACAAUACAGUUGGACAUAAAGUAUAUGGAAAACAAUAUGGUAUGAUAUUUACUUUCACAUCCUGUUCUUAAACAUGAAAGGGACUCAUUUGAGCAUUAGUGAUAUUACUUCUUUGGAGGCAUCUCUCCCUUUACUCUACUAUCUCUUCUUUUACUCUACUCCUAUCUCUCCCUUUACUCUACUCCUAUCUCUCUCUUUACUCUACUCCUAUCUAUCCCUUUACUCUACUCCUAUCUCUCCCUCUACUCCUAUCUCUCUCUUUACUCUACUCCUAUCUAUCCCUUACUCUAACUCCUAUCUUAAUCCAUUUACUCACCCUAUCUCUCCCUUUACUCUACUCAUAUCUCUCUCUUUACUCUACUCCUAUCUCUCCCUCUACUCCUAUCUCUCUCUUUAAUUGCUGAAAUUGAGACAUUACUACCUAACUACACACAGAAUUCUCAUUACAGACCUCUAUUUAUAUACGUUAUAUCAGACCAGCCCUGACGUUAAACGGUUUGAUGGUCUAGUCUGCUAGCUCCAACCAGAGCAGGAUAUAUUGAUAUUAUGUUGGCCUCUAAUGAUCUUUCAUCAAAUCUGUCUAUUAAUCCCCUCACCAGUACCCAGCCUCUGAUUGGUCUAUGGGAGGAGGCCCACACGCAUGUCUGUAAACUCUCAUCAUAGAGUAAAAAAAGUUAAUGUCUGAUUCAGGUUUAUAAAACCAUAUUGUGCUUUUUGUGCUUGUUAUUUUGCCAGCAUUCAAAUAUAACCCUGAAGAAAUCUGAUUCAAAUGUGGAAUAAGACAGACGUGCUUAUGCUAAUGGUAACUUUGUGGGAACCUUUGAGGAGACAGAGACAUUCAUAUGACAUAUUGCAUCUUAAAAACAUAUACAGUGGGGAAAAAAAGUAUUUAGUCAGCCACCAAUUGUGCAAGUUCUCCCACUUAAAAAGAUGAGAGAGGCCUGUAAUUUUCAUCAUAGGUACACGUCAACUAUGACAGACAAAUUGAGGAAAAAAAAUCCAGAAAAUCCCAUUGUAGGAUUUUUAAUGAAUUUAUUUGCAAAUUAUGGUGGAAAAUAAGUAUUUGGUCACCUACAAACAAGCAAGAUUUCUGGCUCUCACAGACCUGUAACUUCUUCUUUAAGAGGCUCCUCUGUCCUCCACUCGCUACCUGUAUUAAUGGCACCUGUUUGAACUUGUUAUCAGUAUAAAAGACACCUGUCCACAACCUCAAACAGUCACACUCCAAACUUCACAAUGGCCAAGACCAAAGAGCUGUCAAAGGACACCAAAAACAAAAUUGUAGACCUGCACCAGGCUGGGAAGACUGAAUCUGCAAUAGGUAAGCAGCUUGGUUUGAAGAAAUCAACUGUGGGAGCAAUUAUUAGGAAAUGGAAGACAUACAAGACCACUGAUAAUCUCCCUCGAUCUGGGGCUCCACGCAAGAUCUCACCCCGUGGGGUCAAAAUGAUCACAAGAACGGUGAGCAAAAAUCCCAGAACCACACGGGGGGACCUAGUGAAUGACCUGCAGAGAGCUGGGACCAAAGUAACAAAGCCAACCAUCAGUAACACACUACGCCGCCAGGGACUCAAAUCCUGCAGUGCGAGACGUGUCCCCCUGCUUAAGCCAGUACAUGUCCAGGCCCGUCUGAAGUGCAUUUGGAUGAUCCAGAAGAGGAUUGGGAGAAUGUCAUAUGGUCAGAUGAAACCAAAAUAUAACUUUUUGGUAAAAACUCAACUCGUCAUGUUUGGAGGACAAAGAAUGCUGAGUUGCAUCCAAAGAACACCAUACCUACUGUGAAGCAUGGGGUUGGAAACAUCAUGCUUUGGGGCUGUUUUUCUGCAAAGGGACCAGGACGACUGAUCCGUGUAAAGGAAAGAAUGAAUGGGGCCAUGUAUUGUGAGAUUUUGAGUGAAACCCUCCUUCCAUCAGCAAGGGCAUUGAAGAUGAAACGUGGCUGGGUCUUUCAGCAUGACAAUGAUCCCAAACACACCGCCCGGGCAACGAAGGAGUGGCUUCGUAAGAAGCAUUUCAAGGUCCUGGAGUGGCCUAGCCAGUCUCCAGAUCUCAACCCCAUAGAAAAUCUUUGGAGGGAGUUGAAAGUCUGUGUUGCCCAGCGACAGCCCCAAAACAUCACUGCUCUAGAGGAGAUCUGCAUGGAGGAAUGGGCCAAAAUACCAGCAACAGUGUGUGAAAACCUUGUGAAGACUUACAGAAAACGUUUGACCUGUGUCAUUGCCAACAAAGGGUAUAUAACAAAGUAUUGAGAAACUUUUGUUAUUGACCAAAUACUUAUUUUCCACCAUCAUAUGCCAAUAAAUUCAUUAAAAAUCCUACAAUGUGAUUUUCUGGAUUUUUUUUUCUCAUUUUGUCUGUCAUAGUUGACGUGUACCUAUGAUGAAAAUUACAGGCCUCUCUCAUCUUUUUAAGUGGGAGAACUUGCACAAUUGGUGGCUGACUAAAUACUUUUUUUCCCCACUGUAUUAUGUGGAUAUGUUUGAUAUACUGUAUAUAUAGUGUAUCUGUGUGGUUUUCCUGCAUGUAUAUUAGCCCUUGUUAUAAAUAAAACCAAGUUGGGUUAUGUUAGGCAUAUAUUUACAUUUACAUUUAAGUCAUUUAGCAGACGACUUACAAAUUGGUGCAUUCAACUUAGGAUAGCCAGUGGGACAACCACAUCUUGAUCACAGUAAGUACACUUCUUCAAACAAGCAGCUGUGAGCAAAGUCAGUGCAUAUUCAGUGUCCCAGGUGUGUGGGUGACUUGAUCAGGGUUAUUGAUCAGACUGAAACGUGAAUGGAUUAAGUUAAUAACCUUUAACUGCAGUGGGGUAAAUCAGGGUCACACAGUGUGUUUCUUGGUAGUCUUAAACAAAACUGCUUUGAAACAAAAGUAUACACCUCACACACAUGGCUAUGGGCUUUUAAAAAAGAAGACACUUGUACCAUGUCAGAUAUAGAGUUGAAAUGUAUUCCAUUUUGAGUUUGCAUCCCAAUAUUAAACUUUAUAUACAUCACAGAAGACUGAAAUAUAACAAAACUGUCUGACAUAGAAACACAGGAUUUUCAGUGUUUUUUAACAUUUAAAUAAUGUUUAUUAAUUAUGAAAAAUAUGAAUAUCAUUCCACCCAUGAGGCCACUAGGUCAUUUGACUACAGGAAAGGGGUUGCUACUACAGGUCUGUCUGUGGCCUGGGGUGCUGUAGCAGUUGAAGCUGUUACCUCCAGAACACAUGUAUGUAGCCAUGCUAGCAUGGGUUCCAAUCAGACCCACUGCUCUUCUGGCAAACUCUCUCCCUCCAUCUUUCCUGUUUUACUCACUACCCUAUCCAGUAACAUUCUCACUGGGUUAUUUUAGGUUAUUUACAAAACAUGUACAAAUAUGAAAGGAGUGGGAAAUUAAUUAUCACAGAGAGAAUAGAUUAAUUAUUACAUGAGUGAAGAUUCUAUGUAUUUUAUUUAUGUUAGUGAACUUCUCAAACCUGCUUAUUUGGCAAGUAAUGUAAUUUAGAUCCCAAAAAGAGCACAGUGGUAGAACAAUAGACAGAGUGUAAUACCAUCCGGUCCUUAAGCACCCAAAUGCAUUCCCAUCAGAUUUACAUACCGAUUGAUGACGUGACCUUUUUUCUCAAAGCGCAUGAACUCAUCAUGAACAAUGGAAUUCCUAAGGUGUAUUCAUAUGUUGGACAUUCAUUUUGCACAUCAUUCUUCAGACAGCAAUAAUUCAUUAAGCCAUCCCGGAGAUCUUGACUGGGUCUUGAAAUAAUUUUCAUUUAGACCAAGAAGCAGGCACUGGGGGGUGGUGUCUUAUGUGUUUGUCAGCCUCCCAGCUCUGUCUUCAAUGUAAUUGAUACCACAAUAAACCCUGUUUCAGACUGAGGUUCCAUGCCAGAGGUCCCCUCUCGUGGUGCUUGGCUACCCUACCUGGUGCCUGUGGACAGGGGAGAGGAGAGACUUGCUCCAGUCUCCAGAACCUCUGUGUUUGUGGAGACACGGUGUGCUCUCAUCCCUCUGCCAGAUAUCUGCCGCACAUUAACACUUCCAAGGGCUCUCAGAGGAGACUGGUGUGAUGAAUAACUCUGCAGACUGAGGGGCUAGGAGAGCUAGGAGAGGAGCCUGAGUAUGACCAGACCAGACUCUGCUAUCACACUCGCUUCACUUCAGAUAACGGCUGUCAUUUGAGAGGAAAAACAAUAGAACAUCAGAGCCUGAUACUUGGCUGCCCCCAUGCAACUCCCUCCCUCUAUAUACCUCCUUUAUCAUCUCAGUUGAAAACCAUAUGUUUCUGUAAGUACUAAGUACUGGAGUGAUGUGCACUGUCAGGUAAAUCUUGAAGAAAGUGUUUAUGCUCUCUCUCGCUCUCUCUCUCUAUUUCGCUCACUCUCUCUCUCUCACUAUCUCUCUCUUUUCUCUCUCUUCUCUUUCUCCUCUCUCUCUCUCUCAUUAGUAUACAAAUAUAUCUCCCUGUCUAUUUCUACAGGUACUGGGCUCAUCUGGAUGGAUGAUGUGGCCUGUGUUGGGAAUGAAGACACCAUCCACCAGUGCAAGUUCUCAGGCUGGGGCAAGACCAACUGUGGGCAUGUGGAGGACGCGGGGGUGACAUGCAACACCUAA